CUAAAGGUUCCAAGUACUGCUUAUAUAUCUAACAAGAAAUAUCUCGACGUAAAACGACAAGUUUCAACAGUGAGUUGGGGUCACCACUGAAGAUCAUGAGGAUGCAUUGUAUUGAUUGAUUGAUUGAUGCACACAUUCCCGCUUUUUUACUAUAAAGCAAAGCCAUUAGCUCAGUUUACUGAUCAUCACUCAUUCUUCUCGCACGGAAAGGAUAACAAGAUAACAAGAUUUUUUUAGAGCAUGGCUUCAAUUCAAGCUACUUUAACGUCCGGAGGAACAGGAUACAGAACUGGAGGGAAUUAUGUUGUUGCUCCGGUGAAGUUUCUGAAUGGCUCAUUCUUAUCUGGGACUGAUGUAACAGGACAAAUUGCUCCGAGUUGUACCAAGAAGCGUUCUUCAUCUUCGAUUCAUCGCCCCUCGGGCAUUAGAGCUACUAUGACGUUUGAUCCUCCGGCGACCAAUGCUGAAAAAUCUAAGCAAAAGAAGAAGCAUACGGUUGAUCCUAAUUCCCCUGAUUUCCUACCUCUCCCAUCCUUCCAGGAAUGCUUCCCCAGAAGCACUAAGCAGUACACGGAAGUUGUUCAUGGCCCUUCUGGUCAUCUACUCAGGGUUCCGUUUCGGCGUAUCCAUCUAUCAGGAGAUGAGCCCCAUUUUGAUGCUUAUGACACCAGUGGCCCCCAAGAUGUUAGCCCCCGGAUUGGUCUUCCAAAACUGCGCAAGAACUGGAUUGAUAGAAGGGAACAGUUGGGGGCACCACGCUACACCCAAAUGUACUAUGCUAAACAGGGUAUCAUAACUGAAGAAAUGGCUUUUUGUGCUGCUCGGGAAAAUCUUGAUCCAGAGUUUGUGAGGUCAGAAGUUGCUCGUGGCCGGGCAAUCAUUCCAGCAAACAAGAAUCACCUGGAGUUAGAACCGAUGAUUGUUGGAAGAAAUUUCUUGGUGAAGGUCAAUGCAAAUAUCGGAAACUCUGCUGUUGUAAGCUCCAUUGAGGAAGAAGUGCACAAACUUCAAUGGGCAACAAUGUGGGGUGCUGAUACUAUUAUGGAUCUCUCAACAGGUCGGCACAUCCAUGAAACUCGCGAGUGGAUCCUUCGUAACUCUGCUGUGCCAGUUGGGACUGUGCCAAUCUAUCAAGCACUGGAAAAAGUGAAUGGAAUUGCAGAGAAUCUAACUUGGGAAGUUUUCAGAGACACCUUGAUUGAACAAGCUGAGCAAGGUGUAGACUACUUCACCAUCCAUGCCGGUGUCCUACUCCGUUACAUCCCACUGACAGCAAAGCGCAUGACUGGAAUUGUUUCCCGUGGAGGUUCGAUUCAUGCAAAGUGGUGUUUGGCUUAUCACAAGGAAAACUUUGCUUAUGAACAUUGGGAUGAAAUACUGGACAUAUGCAAUCAAUAUGAUAUAUCGCUGUCGAUUGGUGAUGGUCUGAGACCUGGUUCAAUUUAUGAUGCAAAUGACACGGCCCAGUUUGCGGAGCUCCUCACCCAAGGGGAAUUGACUCGCAGAGCUUGGGAGAAAGAUGUACAGGUCAUGAAUGAGGGACCUGGACAUAUACCUAUGCACAAGAUCCCCGAGAACAUGCAAAAGCAGUUGGAAUGGUGUAAUGAAGCACCAUUCUACACUCUUGGGCCUUUGACAACUGACAUUGCUCCUGGAUAUGAUCACAUAACUUCAGCUAUUGGGGCAGCCAAUAUUGGGGCCCUUGGCACUGCACUUCUAUGUUAUGUGACACCUAAGGAGCAUCUUGGCUUGCCAAAUAGGGACGAUGUGAAAGCUGGAGUUAUAGCAUACAAGAUAGCUGCACAUGCAGCUGAUUUAGCAAAAUGCCAUCCUCAUGCUCAAGCCUGGGAUGAUGCACUAAGCAAGGCAAGGUUUGAGUUCCGCUGGAUGGACCAAUUCGCAUUGUCAUUGGACCCAAUGACUGCCAUGUCCUUUCACGAUGAAACCUUGCCAUCUGAAGGAGCUAAAGUUGCUCAUUUUUGCUCAAUGUGCGGCCCUAAAUUUUGCUCUAUGAAGAUAACAGAGGAUGUGAGGAAAUAUGCUGAGCAGCAUGGCUAUGGAAGUGCAGAAGAAGCUGUCAAGCGCGGGAUGGAUGCCAUGAGUGCUGAGUUCUUGGCUGCUAAGAAAACUGUUAGUGGGGAACAACAUGGUGAGGUUGGUGGAGAAAUCUAUCUCCCUGAGACAUAUGUGAAGUCUCCGGAAAGCUGAAGGUAAGAGUAGUUUUGGCCUUUAACUGUAACCUGGUACAUUGAUGAAUUACAUUCAUAAAUAAUUAAAAAGUACUAAGAAAUUUCCAUGCAAGACAGGACAAUCUACUGUCAUUAGAUAGUUACAUUUAUCUAUUAUGUGUAAUUUGCCUUUGGUAAACUAGAGAGAAGAAUAUCUUUCUGACAAACAUGAUCUCUUCAUCAUAAUCUGUUUACCAGUCCCAUCCUUUCGCAAUGUAAAUCAAAUCAUUUCUGACUUUUUGCAGGACUGUGUAAAAGAUUGGUCCAAUGUUGUGCGAUUUCAGCUGGACUCAGUCAGUUUAAGAGAAUGGCGUAGGAUAUAUGUCAUCAAGAAGUAGGUAAGUGUGUAGACUAGCUAGCAAAAUAACUUGCAACGACAUUUCCUUGUGGAUUAUGUCUAGAAAUGUCUAGGUUGCGACCGAAUGUUGUCAGCAGUACCAAUCUUUUUCUUUUAUGUUCAAUGUCAUCAAGUUCGCUGUUCGUUUAUUGACUCGAGAUUGCACCAGGGGUGUCUGAUCGAUAUGCCAGCACCACGGCUGUUUUUAGUCGCGAUGUUUGGCUCGACAGGCUGAGAUAGUCCCUUUGAACCUGAACAGGAUAAUGCCUGCGUAGGGAGUGUGCACUUUCUUCUCCUGUGUCUUUUACAGGGUUGGGAGUUCAUGCUGAUGCACUUGGAGCAAAGUUUCAGUAUCAAUGUAUCAUGGUCACUCGUGAUCGUGUUGUUCUCCUCACCGUCGAAAGUUUAAAAAUUCAACAGAAAUAAACCAAAAAAUAAAAAGUAAAAAAUUAUUGGUUAGAAACAACAGAAACUAAUUAUGAAGCAUAUGAUUGGAGAACAAAAAUAUUGAUCGAUAUUGUCAAAUUAUAUACUCCCUCCGGUCCUUAUUAUAAAACAUUUUGAUUUUGUCUUUAAGUUUCACUUAAAAUAUCUUUUUAAUUGGAAUAAAACCUUAAAAAUAUUUCACUAUAAUUAGAAAAAUACAAUGAAUGUGAAAAUAUAUUUUUAAGAUUUUUUUCUAAUUAACAAGACAUCUUAGAUUAAAUCUAGGACGAAAUCAAAAUGCCUUAUAAUAAGGAUCGGAGGGAGUAUAACUCUAUACUUCAAGCUCACGAAAAAGUGAGUUCAAGCUACUUCAAGCUAAUGAAUUUAGUCCCUUUUAGUCCUUAACAUAAGUCAUUUUGAUUUGUUUUAUUGAACUUAGUACAUAUUUUUAAUUAGUAAAAAAAACUUAAAAAUAUUUCAUAAUAUAAAGAGAAUACCAAUGAAUGUGAAAAUAUAUUUUUAAGAUUUUUUCAUCAAUUAAAAAUGUGUACUAGAUUAAAUUUAAGACAAAAUCAAAAUGGUAUUAACCAAGCAAAUGUAAGGAAGCCGUUGAUAAAUUCAACGCCAUCAACUAUUCAAUGCCGUAAUAAAAAUUUGUUGCACCAAAUGUAUAAAUCGCAUCUUUAUGGAGGCAAUUCAAACAGUAGAUAUUUUGAUAAAUCCUCGGGUUUUUAGAUAUAUAUAUAUAUAUAUAUAUAUAUAUAUAUAUAAAAGGGGACCUUUGAGUUAACACGUAGUAUUUCCUAAGUGUUUUGGCUUCUAAUUUAUUAAAAAUCCAAUGUUAAAAAAGAGUAAACUGAAGAAUACUUCAAAUGAAAAGAGAGAAGAUGAAGAUUAUAUGAACAAAAGGGGGGGAAAAAAGAAGAAGAAGAAGAAUUGUUCAAUUCAAUGCUUUCCAUUCCGUUCUUUAUGAAAGGUGUACAAUUCUCUCAUAGUCAUCAACCUCUCAGUUCAUAUCAUGAGUAUUAUUAAUAUACGGGAGUUCUUUCCGUGUUGGAUGGUUAUUUUGAUUGGUAUUCUUCGUAAAUAUAUCUUGAGAACAAAAAAUACAAUAUUUUAGCCAACCACCAGUAAAUACCGUUGACC
Oldenlandia corymbosa var. corymbosa is the source of this 4137-nucleotide messenger RNA. The record is from the annotation of a GenBank genome assembly. Lineage: Eukaryota; Viridiplantae; Streptophyta; Magnoliopsida; Gentianales; Rubiaceae.